AUGAUAUUGGAUGUACUCAAAAACAAUUUUGAAAAAAAAGGGGAACCUUUUUAUAGCAAUAAAAUGAGAACUAGCAUCGAAAAACAGAACAAAAAGAAGAAGAAGAAAAAGAAAAAAAAUUUCUCGUUCCAGGAUGAGAACGAAAAGGAUAGCACAAAGGUAGAGAGCACAGAUGAUGCAAAUUCACUCACCGAAAAUGAAGCACAUAGUAAAAGUGAACCCUCAAGUGGUGGAAAGGAGGAUAGCCUUCUUCAAAAUGCAAAGGGUAGAAACGCCCCCCUAAAGACGACAACAACAACGAUGAAUAAGAAGAAGAAGAAGAAGAAAAAGAAAAACGCAUCGAAAGGACUGUAUCCAAACGUGAAGGGGAAGAACACAAAUUAUGAAGAAAACGAAAAGGAAGAUUUCACGGAGGAUAUUUUUGAAAAUGAGAAUUUUGACGAGCUACAAUUUGUGGAGGACGAAAAUGUGGAAUACAGAACUUAUAAUUCCUUCUCCAAUGCGGGGUUCAAACUGUUAAGUAAAUACUCAGUCGAUGAUGCAAAGGAGGAAUUCACCAAAAGGAAGAAAAAGAAAAAAAGACAAGGACAAGAGGAACAAAAGGGACAAGGAAGCUACGAAAAGUACAAUUUCAACCAUGAGGAAUCAUUUAAAGGUAAUCACAACGAGUUCGACUCGGAUAUCAUCAAAUUUUUAAAUAGGAAUAAAAAGAGCAUUGAUUAUGACAAACGAAAUGGGCGUCCCUUUCAAAAAGAAGACGCCUACUCGUAUGACGCCAGUGAACGUUAUGGUGGGAAGAGGGGAAAACAGAAACAGCUGCAUGAUAUUCGGGAAGACAAGGAUAACUAUGAACAUUACCGGGAAGAAAAUGCGGACUAUUACGACCGCGAGGAGGACCAAAAUGGUGAUGAUCAAAGUGGUGAAGAUCAAAAUAGUGAUGAUCAAAGUAAUGACGAUCAAAGUAAUGACGACCAAAGUGGUGGCAGCCAAAGUAAUGACGACUAUAAUACCAGCGCAUCGCAGUAUAAAUACCAACGCAGCGGCGGCGUAAAUGGAAGCGGUAAAUUCAAAGGAGGUGGAUCACUGGGGCAGGAGGAUGAUGAAGACGACGAAGAAGAGGAAGGUGAAGAAGAUGAAGAAGAAGAGGAAGGUGAAGAAGAUGAAGAAGAAGAGGAAGACGAUGGCGACGAUGACAACUAUGACGACGAGAAUGACGGUGACCCCCUUGACCAGGAGGAGGAAACCAACACGGAAGACCCAAGCUGCAGACCCCCCCUCGCAAGCGAGUUCAAGUACCAAAACAUCCCAGCGGGGGGACACAUCUAUGAUAAAAGGGAAGACAGUUAUUUUGAAAAUGAUGAAAACACGUGGAAUGCCACCAAAUAUAACCCCACGGAACGCACAUACGGAGGUGAAAAAAGGCAUGAAAUAAAUCUCAGGCACAGCGGGAGGAGGGGGGAAGAAAACCCCAAAGUAGAGUACCUCGAAAAAACGAAAAAUAAAAAAUCUGUGAACAUAAACGUAAGCGAAAAUAAUUUAAAAAAAAGUAGCACACCCUAUGGAAGGCAAUACAACAUACAGAGGAGUGCUAUGGAGGGAAAAUCAUCCCUGAGGAACGCCUUGAAUAUUGGGAACCCCAACCUCAGUAAGGACAAGUACAAAUUUAAUCUUCCUAAUGGGGAAGAUAAGCUAAUUAAGUUUAAUAUAGGUGCCUACACGAUCAACAACAACAGGAGCAAGCCAAUUCACAAAGAGGAGAGGAUAAGUGCAUUCGACUACAUGCUUCAUUCGUCAAACCUGAGUGUGCACGCAGGGACCAAUGACUACUUUUUAAAAAGAGGGGCGGCAGAACAAGCAGAACAAAUAGAAAAUGACUACACAGAUAGCCACUUCAGCCAAGCGGGGCAAAUACUCCAACCACUCAGGGAGGAAACGCAGAAAGCGCAGAAGGAUCCCCACGGGGAAGAGAAAAAAAAACAUAACAUCAAAAGCUUCCUAGACAAAAUAAAGCACAGGAAAAACAACGAAGAUAUGCUUAAACGGGAACAUAGCAAAUAUGAUCAUGCCGAGAGGAGUGACAAAAAGGACAAAUUCAAAAUGAAGUUCACGGAUAUUCUUCAUGGACGGACGUUGGGCAAUUUUUUCCACCGCAACAAAAGUAGCGCCGCGAAGUCUUUGUCCCCGCAGAGAGAGAGGGACGCCAGCGUCGAACCGUGCAUCCAGUCGAACGGCGUAGAGAAGUUCGGCUGGCUUCACGGGGGCAGAUCCAACACCAAGCGCAAUGAUCAGCUUCCUCUCCACCAAAAAACAACACUCGCAGAGCCGCCCAUGAUAAAAGACGAGAUGGAACAUUACAGCGCAGGGGGCGCGGUGAAAAUUAUGGACACCUUUUCGAACCAAGAGAAAGCCAUCAAUGACGGUACUAUUAUGCAAAGUGGCCGAAGGGUAUAUGACAAAAGGGGAAGUAAGAACACGCCGGAGUUUUCCUACAAAGGGGGCUCCUCACCCAAAGAACCGAUUUCUUCCAAAGUGGGUCCCGUCACAUGGGAUGGAAGAAAAAACGACAUUGGGAAGACAUCCGACAGGAACAAGAGGAACCCUAAAUUAGAGGACUCCAAAGGGAUCAGCUCAAACGAUAUAAUGAGUGGAAAAUACAGCAGGAAAUAUGACGCAAGCAGGCACGACUUGGAUGCAGACACGGAUAGGAAGGUGCCUGGAGGGGAAAAUAUUACACACAGCAUAUAUCAACAAUUCUACUAUAGAAACCCCCUUGGAAAUGAAAAUAGAAUAGUUCAAUUUGAAGGGGAUCCAAAGAGGGGAAGACAAAUUACAUUACAGGGAGGAAACGGAAGGGACGAGGAGUCAGAUGUAAAAAUGGAACAAACGUUAAACAGAAAAAUGAUCGAGAACAAUGAACUGAAGAAAAGGAAUGAAAAUAAUGAGGAAGUGUUGGCGACCCCAUUUUAUAUAAAAAGCAAAAUUGACAAGGUUCUAAAGAAUAGCGAAAUUUUCGAACGAUCCGCAAGAGCCACCUUUCAGCAGUUUGAUGUGAAAAAUAAAAACUUCCUGCAUUUCAGCGAAAUCGAGUCACUGAUUCAGAAGCUCUGCUUCAAUUUGGAGCUCCCCCCUGUGGAUAAGAACAUCCUGUCCAUCGUCUACAAAGACUACGACAGCAGCAAGAACAACAGCAUGAACUACACCGACUUCAGGCAGAUGUACUGGGACCUGCUGAAGCAGAUCAAGAAAAAGUAUUACCCCACGAAAAAUUUAAAAAUAAAAAGAAACUGCAUAAUCAGCAGGAAAAAGUUAGGAGGGUAUGACUACUCAUCGAUAUACAAUUAUCUGAGUUUUAAAAAAAUCCUGGGGUGUGGUGCUUUUGGGGAAGUACACCUUGUGGAAGACAACAUAUGUAAGCUUUACAAAGUGGUGAAAAUAUUAAAAAAAAAAAAAUUAAAAAACAUAAAAAUUAACGAAGAAAUUAAUGUACUCAUAUAUUUAGAUCAUCCAAAUAUUAUAAAAAUAUUUGACGUCUACGAAAAUGUGGACUGCACUUACAUUGUCAUGGAGCUUUGUGAAGGAGGGGAACUUAUGGACAAGAUAAUAAAGUCCUCAAUUUUCAAUGAAGAAUAUAUAAAAAAUAUUAUGUUUCAAAUUUUGUGUGCCAUAGCAUAUAUGCAUAGCAACAACAUUGCCCACAAGGACUUGAAACCUGAGAAUAUUCUGUUCAAAUCCAAGGGAGAUGAUACAUUAAAGAUUAUUGACUUUGGACUAGCUGAACUGAUUAACCACACAGAGGGAGUUAGCAAAACUGCUGCAGGGACUGUUCUCUACAUGGCACCCGAAGUGUUUAAAAAAAAAUUUACCAUCAAAUGUGAUAUAUGGUCAGCUGGAGUUAUUAUGUUUUUUUUGUUUUCCAAAAAUUUGCCCUUUUGUGGGAACACCUAUGAUGAGAUUAAGCUGAGCAUAUUCAAGGACGAGCCUGACUACAAGAGCUUGAAGGGCCGGCUGUCUCAGCCCGGGCUGCACAUCUUGAAACUCAUGCUGGAGAAGGACCACACCCGGCGGCCCAUGGCGGCAGUGCUCCUGCACCACCCCUGGUUCCAGGGCUUCCUAGAUCCAGUCCAAAUUAACCCAAGCACACUCAGCAACAUAAAGGCCUACAUGAAGCAAUCCAACAUCAGGAACAUCAUAGUGAACAUAAUGGCCCACGAGCUUAGCGUAAUAGAUAGCCACUUAAAGUACAUCAACGAGCUCUUCUGCAAAAUAGACACCAAUCAUAAUGGCUCGCUCAGCCACGGGGAAAUUUAUGCCGUGCUGGCCAAUGCGGGCAUCAAGAAGUGGGACAUCAACCGAAUUGUCCAGGCGCUGGACAUCAACGACCGGGGCAGCGUCACCUACACGGAGUUCAUCGCCGGGUGCUACCGAUGGAAGGACAUAGAAUCCACUUUCUUGAAGGCGGCCUUCAACAAGAUCGACAAGGACGAAGAUGGCUACAUCAGCAAAAGCGACAUAGUAACGCUCGUGCAGGACAAGGUCAUCGAGAGUCACGACGUGGACAACUUUUUCACUUCCGUGUUCCUUGUGAAGAAGGGCUUAUCUUGCGAGCGGCGCGCGAACAGGAUAAACUUCGAAGACUUUAAGGAGUACCUUUUAAGCACGUUUUAG
This is a messenger RNA of Plasmodium coatneyi, 4665 nucleotides long. Its product is annotated as Calcium-dependent protein kinase 3. The transcript is spliced from 6 exons. Gene Ontology annotation, cellular component: cytoplasm; nucleus. The record is from RefSeq and is a predicted model, not a curated record. Gene Ontology annotation, biological process: peptidyl-serine phosphorylation; protein autophosphorylation; intracellular signal transduction. The coding region runs from base 1 to 4665 and encodes 1554 amino acids. Gene Ontology annotation, molecular function: calcium/calmodulin-dependent protein kinase activity; calmodulin binding; ATP binding. NCBI's taxonomy places the organism in Eukaryota, Apicomplexa, Aconoidasida, Haemosporida, Plasmodiidae.